UUUUGUUCUGGAUCCAUUCACUCAAUUGCGAUUAUGUUUUUGCUUUCGGAUAAUCAUUCUUUUGGAUAUAGCUCACUUCUUUAACCAGUACGUGUCGCUAUGCUGCCGCAAACAAGUAAGUGUGUCUCCGCUGUCUCCUUCCUUCUAGUGACGGUCACUUUCGCUCAAUUUCCGGGACUUAGGCAUGGACCCAGGCGUCAGCGGUUUCCAAUGAGGAAUCGAUACAACAGCGUUCCACAGCUGCUGUUUCCUUCUGUCACGGCUGAGGAAGGAGAGGGUGCUGGGAACGAGACGGACUGGUCGGCGUUCGUGCCCGCCACGCCGGCACCAGAAGAGAUCGACUGUCACGUGGAAGUGGAAGUGGUCCACAGAAUUGGUGGCCGGUGUGUGAGGCUUGGUGGAGUGCGGCAGAUGUCCGUCUGUCAGUCUGGCAUGUACCUAGACGUGCACAACACUGAGUGUCAAAUGCGCAUGCACAGAGAGGCCAUCAUUCAAGCCGCCCUGAAUGAGAUGCAGCGGGUGGCGGCGGCGGACGAGAACUUAGACACAGAGGACGGAGAGACGGUGGAGGCAGGCGGACAUACGGAUGGUUCUCAAGCGGGCGAGGCUGCGGAAACCGUCGGCGAAUACCGUGGAGCGGAUAUGAGUUUGUCUGAUGAAGAACAUGCUUUGGGUGAUUUGGUGGGGAAUACUGGUGGGGAAAGACAGGCAGUAAGCGGACAGACGGAACAGCCGGUUGAAAACGAGCAGGAUGAGCUACCUCAGUCCAGUGAACCUGGUGAUAACAUUACUGUGGAGACACCACAAGCUGACAGUGCUUAAGAUAAACUCAGUUGUUCAUACUUGAAAUUCUUCUAGAACUAAAUCAUGAAUAUAUCAAGAAAUUUUAUUUUUCAUUUCAAAUUAGGAGACAUUUCUAUUUGAUUAUUAUUAUGUUUUUUAUUAUGCAUAUAUUGAUCAACUGACAGAGUGGUUUUCCUAGAAUAUCGUUGGAAAUUAAAAGUGAAAGCAUCGAGAGCUAAGGGUUCUUAACACCAGCGACGCUUGACAUCAUAAAAAAUAUCAUAGAUCGACAAUCGGAGCACCUCGUCGACGACGUUGUUUUCGAUGAAAAAUGGCCAAGGUGAUCCUAUUAAAUGAAAGAUGGUCGCCACACUCACACGCAGCAUCGUUGUGUAAGACAUGCUAGCUAAUCAUGACGCAUGCUAAUGUCAACUCAGAAGACAUAUUGAUAUGAUACAUUGAUAAUUUGUGGCUUCUUCAUGUCUUUAACUGUUUCAAAACAUACUACGUACUAAUGUGUUUGCAUGUUGUAGUGUAGUUAAGUUUCGCAGUUUCGCAAUAGUUAAAUGC
Molecule: messenger RNA, 1353 nt
Organism: Mya arenaria
Lineage: Eukaryota; Metazoa; Mollusca; Bivalvia; Myida; Myidae
Exons: 4
Coding region: 100-822 (240 amino acids)
Source: RefSeq, a predicted model, not a curated record